Moneuplotes crassus is the source of this 3562-nucleotide messenger RNA. NCBI's taxonomy places the organism in Eukaryota, Ciliophora, Spirotrichea, Euplotida, Euplotidae. The record is from the annotation of a GenBank genome assembly.
UUAUAAAGUUUGAAUUAUGGAGCCAGAGAUAGAGAAGACAGGGGAAAUGCCGGUUGGAGGGUUGCUUAGUGAGUAUCUAGCGUGAUCAGACACUGUGCCAGAUAAGUUUAAUAAUAUCGGACUGAUGGAUAAUCCAGACCAAGAAUUAGAAGAGCCAGUGCCAGCAAAUUUGUUGAACAUAGACACUGGAGAGACUAAGCAGAGCAUCCUUCCGAGAGUUCCUGAUGAAGAAAAGCCACAAGAGUUUAUAAUCGACGAGAACCAAUUUGCUUUCGUCCAAGACGGGUAUAUAGAACAAAACCAGAACAAAUUUAACAGAAGAAGGAGCAAGAAGGGGUCUAAUAGCAUAAAAAUAUCUAAAUAAUAGAUCCUCUAGUGCUAAAUGGAGAAAGAUGGACCCAUAUGUCCAACAUCAGCCUGCUAGUAUUAAGAUGUUAAAGCAGAUGAAGAGAACCUCAAGAGCUGAUGAGAAUUCCACAGAAUUGCCACCUAUUAUAAAACAUUCUUCAAGUAAUGUUGGGAGACAGAACCAGAGGACGUAUAAGCCUCUGAUUCCUCCAAAGGCGCAGAAGAACACAAACACAGUUCUGAGAGAUAAUAGUAAUAUAAUAGAUGAUUCAGAGCCUGCUAAAAAUAAAAGAGAUAAACCUGCUGAUAACUACAUUGAGAAAAAUCUAGAGAGACUUAAGAAACUACAAGAGAAGAAGGCUCAAGAGGCUGAAAUGAUCGAGAAUGAACGUAAGAAAGCUCAAGAAGAAAGAGAGAAAUUACGUAAAAUUGUCUUCAAACGGGCAGAAGAGCAUCGUAGAAAGAAGGAACAGCGUCUUAAAGAGGAAGAAGAGCAUAAUAAAUUAGAAGAAGAGCGUAAGAAAUUAGAAGAAGAACAAGAAAAGUUAAACCCGAAACCCUCAAAGAAGAAAAAUUUACCGAAAAAUAACCCUGAACAGACCGCUAACCCUGAUGAAGACCUCCAAGAAGCUGACAUUGUAGAAGAUGAGGAGAAGAAAGAAGAAAAUGCUAAAAUAAAGAAGUAUUUCAAAAAUCGAUACAUUUCCUUUCUCAAAACCUUAAAAGAAGAUAACAUCAAGAAGAAAGAAGAGGAAGAGAAAGCAAAGCAGAAGGAAGAGCGAAUCAAGGCUAAAAUGCUUCAAAAGUUCGGCAUUGAUAACGUUCAGAGCAGGUUCAGGUCAGAGCCUCCAAACCCCGCUUCUAAUGAAGAAGAGAAGCAGAGUCGGGGAAAGCCACGUAGCGAAAAUAGAUUAAUGACUAAACUAACCCAGGCCAGAGAAGUUGAUAGCCAGAUUAACGAAGAGAAAAAGAAGGUUAACAAGGAAGUUAACGAACGCAUCAGAAAAUAAACAGCAAGAUUACCUAGACUCUUUGGCAGCUAAAUAAGAAGCAGGAAAAUGUUAAAGAGGAGGAAGAACGCAAGAGACAAGAGAAGAUGAGAGAAAAUCUCAGAGCCAAAGUUAAAGAUAUGCUUGGAAAUGUUGAGAGAAAGCCAAAGGCGGAGCCAGAAGCUGAAGAGGAGGUCAAAGAGACAAGGAAAAUGAAUAGUGAAGAUAUUCAAAAUUUCUUGGAGAGAAAUAGCAAAAAGAAGAAAAUUCAUACUAAUAUCACUGAUUUUGAUGUUUGGAAAAAGAGACAUAGGCUCUCUAAAAAGACUAAAGUUUUUGUAGUCAAAGGAGGGUAUGGGACUAUCAGGAAAGCUCUCACAGAUAGAGGAUGGUAUGAAAACAAGGAUCAUAAAAGUCCUUGAUUUGAUCUCAAAUGGACCCUCCGGGCAAAGGAUCUACAUCAUUCAACUCUUGAGAAAUUUCAGAUUGUUAAUCAUUUCUGCAAAUCAGCAGCUAUAACUACUAAAGUAGGAUUAUGCCAUUCCUUGAAGAAUCUAGUCUGGUUCAACAACGUUGAUGUUGACUCUUUCUACCCACAGUGCUUUGAUCUGAAGGAUAGAGAUGAAUUUGAAGAAUUUAUUGAACAAUUUAAAGCUAUUAAGGCUGAAUGCUUGGUUAAAAAGUACGCAAGCGAUAUCGAAACUGUGGACAAAGAGUCGCUCAAAACAGCUAUGAAAGUAUGCGAAAGAAGGCUUCUUGACCUUGAUGAUAUAAUAGACCUGAAAAAUCCUCCAAAAAGUCUUGUUAGUGAUGAAGAAUGGGAAAUCAUAUCCAAAGACGAACAAAAUGAGUCCAAGCUUUCAAAGAAGAAGCAUAGUGAUUGGGUAAAGAAGAUGAACCGCUGGCGAGUCUCUCAGAGCUCGAAGAAGUCUGAGGAUGAUAAGAAGAAAAAGCUUAAGAGGAAGAAGAAAAUUAAGGAAGAUGAACUCACCCAGGAUAUUGAUAUUGAUGACAAAGAUGAGCUCAGGGAGAGAUGACUUGAUAUCUGUGAACGGCUUAAAAGCAAAUUCGUUCAGUAUGACAUGAAUGGUAUUAAUAAUAUUUGGAUUGUUAAGCCAGCAGGCCUCUCCCGAGGAAGAGGAAUAGAAGUAUUUUCCUCUCUAGUCGAGAUCCUUGAUAAUUGACAUAGUGAAGGGCAAUGGGUCGCUCAGAAAUAUAUCGAAAAUCCUAUGAUUAUUCAUGGAAGAAAGUUUGAUAUCAGACAAUGGGUCUUAGUGACUAGUUGGAACCCAUUAGUGAUCUGGUUCUGGAACAAACCUUAUAUCCGAUUCCCAGCUGCAGAUUAUGAUCCUAAUAAUUUAGAUGACAGAUUUGUUCAUUUGACAAAUAACUCUGUCGCGAAAUAUGCCAAGAACGCUGUGGAAAUGGGAGAAGGAAAUAUGUGGACAGUCGAGACCUUCCAAGAGUACCUCCAGGAAAAAUACGGCGAAGAUGUCUGGGAGGAAGGAGGCCUUCGUAAAAAGAUGCAAAAGAUAGUCAAAUAUACUUGCGAAGCCGUUCAGGAUAUGUUUGAUGAAAAUAACAAGACUGCUUACUGUAAUGAGCUAUUCGGGUUUGACCUCAUGGUUGAUGAAGACUGUAACCCAUACCUUCUCGAGGUGAACUCUUCUCCAACGAUGGAGUUCAGUACCACGAUCACAGAGCAUCUUUGCAAGAAAGUGAUGGAAGAUACAAUAAAAGUUCUUGUAGAUUACCAUUACGCUAAAAAGAAGUCCAAAGUCGACACUGGGGAUUGGCAGUGAAUAUGAAGGAAGAAGGUGGUCGAGAACAACCCUAAGAACGCUUGCGGCCUUGACUUUGUAUGACAGGGAGUUAAGAUGAAGGUGAAGAAGACCAAGAAUCCUCCCAAGAAAAGUUCAGUGCCAGUGACUGAGUUGGUUUUUAAUAAGAAUGGAGAGCUGAGCAAUCAGAGAAUGGAUGAAAUUGUAGAAGCUGAAGAAGUCGAUGAUGAAAUUGAUGUCGAGCAUCAUGAUAGUGAGGGAGAUGAUGAGGUAACGCCUCAGAGUGAUGAUGAUCUGGAGAAUGAGGAUGAAGAGGAUGAUGAAGAAGAUGAGGAUGAGGGUGAUGAUGAGGAUGGUUCAGACUCCCCUGAAGACGAGUCUAAGCCGAAUGCAUCAAAGGAGGUUGAGGAUGAUGAGGUUUAUACAGAUGAAGACAAAGAAUAA